AUGGAGACCACAGAACGAGGUCCAAUAUUGCAGUGGCUUGCAAGAGUUCCAGAAACUAGCUCUUUGUACAAUCCAAAUUGUAUAUUGUCCGCCACUGUAAUUGUCAGCCUGUCACUGAUGCCCGAUACAGAUAAUCUGAGAGCGCCGUACUCGUUCAAGCUCCCAGAUGCAUUAGAAAUAUCCGAUACUCUUCCAGAUAUCAAUGAGAGCAGAAAAUUCCAGCACAAGGAGGCUGUGAUGGGUCAAUCUCCAGAGCAAAGCCUGAAGCGCACGGUCGACAAUCAGUAUGAGAGAAAGCCACGACACAAGAUAAAGGACAAUCGUUAUGAGUACAAGAGGCCUAAAAUGGAGAAACAGAACUCGCACAAUCAAAAGGCCAAGAAAAAAAGAGCUCGCCAAGGGCGAAAACACACUAUGAAUGAUAGCUUUCAUGCAUCUAAUGUUCCUCGGAGCAGACUGACGCUACUAUCCAAUGCAAACCAGGGAAUCUUCAAGAAGGGUAAAGCCUCCUCACCGGUCAACCCUCGUGACAAGAAUAUCAGCCCGUUGGAGAACAGCCGUCUUUCGAAAAAUCCCAAUUUUGCAUUCUCAGAGAAAGGAUUUAUGUUGCGAAAGAGAUUGAAGUCCGCGGGCAGCGCUUCGACUCCUGGUAAAAAGAUGACAGAUCAGCAGAGGAAAAAUAUGCGACAUCAAAACUUGCUCAUCUAUAGCAAGCUUGCUGAAACAAAUGAAGCUGCUCCGACAUCAAACCACAAGACAGCUAGUUCUGCAGUCAUUAUCUUGAGGAGUAACAAACAUCCACCGUCUUCAAGCCAUACUCCGAGUAAGAACACUCAGAUGAAGAAGCAAGAUGAACAUAGCACAGGCAUAAAUCUAGACCUAGGUUUUCAUCACUCGCUGGCUGCUAAUCCUCACUUCUGGCCUGAUACCGAGCCUGAUGAGACCGAUCUGGACUGUGCAAUAGAAGUUCUUUUGUUGAAUCUUCUCCAUGUGGGAUUAUCACGGCAAGGAUCUUGUCAACGUCCGAUUGAAAAUUUGAAGAAUUACUGUAACCUCCAAGACUUAAAAGGUCUUUUGAAAGACCGGAGAACAUAUUGGGGAAAGAGCAACGAUGAAGCCCACCAAAACAUGACAUCUCCCUCACAGAUCAGCUGUCCUCAGGAGUCAGUAUCUAUACCAGUUGGAUCUUUCAAAUAUCCCAGGGAGGAGAAGUUAGUGCCCUGUCCUAUUCGUGGAGCAGCACCUCCACAUGAUAGGACACUCAGACAGUCUCUGUCAGUUAAAACAAAUAGCACGUUUGGGCAAGACUUGUGCAUGGAGCAGCAGCUAGUCGAAGAGUUGAGCGUGAGAAAUUUCAACCUGAAACACGAAAGCUGCCUUGAAACAUUGGAUGAAAGGUUUCGGGCAAUUGUCAACUCGGAAGAUCAAGGAUACGAGCCUACUCAGCAGAAUUGCGAGUUACACAGUCUGCAGCCAUCUUGGCUGUGUUCAGAAGGCCAAUGUAAGUCUGUAUCGAUAUGUGAGCCACUUGAUCAUGCAUCUGUUGAUGGACACUUGCAUGGACAGAAUGCAUAUGAGAAGCCAUGGCAUCCAGGAAUUGACAUCCGGUAUGGUCUAGAUGCACAAGAUCUAUACGGAUAUAUGAGUGAAGACCCAAUUAGGCAAGAGGAACAAACUGGUUCAUUUGGUAAUUCUUCUACCUUCAACCCAUUGGGGAGAUCCUGGGGUCUGACAACGAAGAAUGAUGUGGGUGAAGCAACCCUUCCGCCUGGUUUCUGGCGACAGAAUAGGCUGUAUUGA
This is a messenger RNA of Penicillium taxi, 1800 nucleotides long. RefSeq lists its product as uncharacterized. Bases 1 to 1800 code for a protein of 599 amino acids. Lineage: Eukaryota; Fungi; Ascomycota; Eurotiomycetes; Eurotiales; Aspergillaceae. The transcript is spliced from 2 exons. The record is from RefSeq and is a predicted model, not a curated record.